Molecule: messenger RNA, 1875 nt
Organism: Fusarium musae
Lineage: Eukaryota; Fungi; Ascomycota; Sordariomycetes; Hypocreales; Nectriaceae
Exons: 5
Coding region: 1-1875 (624 amino acids)
Biological process (GO): DNA-templated transcription
Molecular function (GO): DNA binding; zinc ion binding
Source: RefSeq, a predicted model, not a curated record
AUGUCCAAGCCCCGACCCUCAGCGGCAUAUUCCCAUUCUGAAGUCCUGUACACAACACAGCCAUUCUUGGUGUUACCUGAUCUUAGAGUCCUUCCCGAAGAAGAUGUUGAAUUUCUCGAACUCAACCGGUGCUUUCACCUGCCUGUACGAACCGUUCAAGAGGAGUUCAUCAACCAGUAUUUCCUGUACCUACAUCCCUACUAUCCUUUAGUAGACGAGAAGGAAUUCUGGGACAUGUACAUGGGGGAAGAGACGGACGGUGGAAGAGGGAAACCAAUGUCCUUGCUCGUUUUCCAAGCGAUGCUUUUCGCAGCAUCAGCGUUCGUAUCGCCCGUAGUACUCAAGAAUGCUGGAUACACAAACGUGAAGGUGGCACGGAAUAUCUUCUAUAGAAGAGCCAAGCUGUUAUUUGACCUUGGGGUGGAGAGUGAUGCAUUCACUAAAUCCCAGGCAGCUUUACUCUUGACGUUCCAAUUCUCGGCCCUUGAACCACACGCAGGAAGCACCUGGCUAGCUAUCGCUAUUCAAAACGCCAUCGUUGCCCAAGCCCACACUUUCCAAGCUCCCGGUUCGAGUAUAUCGCGCAAGAAGAGGAACAAGAGGCUUUGGUGGUCUCUGUUCUGGAGAGACAGAGUCUUAACACUCGGUCUUCGAAAACCUCUGCAGAUAACACCUUCAAGCUUUAAUGUCACUCUAGAUCUGAUCAUUCCCGAGGAUCUUGCUGAUGAAGCAGAGAGCUCUGCCGUGUAUGACCCUAGAACGAAGCGUCAGCUAGCAGACAUCAUAAAUUUCCAAUGUCGUCUGGCAGUUAUUCUGACAGAGACUCUUUCGAUUUGCUACGGCCCGAACGCAUUCGACAUUACAUAUUCGCUUGAUAAUUUUGAGAAAACACUGUCUCAAAUCAGGGCCGCGAAAUGUAACCUCACGCGUUGGAAGAAAGAAGCCGACAAAGCGCUGCAUCCAUUCCUCAAGGGCACGGGAUCGCACCGAUCAACCACUUUGAUAUCAAGCGUAGUGUACAUAUAUGCCUAUGCUGCCCAAAUUGCUCUUGGGAAUCAUGAAGCUAUGAUGAUUGAGCAGCGACAGAAAGGAGUCAACAUCAUUGACGACACUGUACUCCGGAAUAUUGGAAAGGACAUAAGUUAUGCGACGACAGAAACGACCAACAUUGCUUACAUUGCAUAUCCGCUUAUGCUGAGCUCCAUAGAUGAGAGAAUAGCACCGAAAGACCUCGAAAGUGACGAAGAUCAACUGUUAACGAGAUAUCACGCGCAAGCAAUGCAUCUGUGUAGUAAGCGUUUUGAAGGUGCCGAAGAUAUCAGUAGAAUGAUCACCCAGAUCGUUCAAUCAACGCCCAUUCAGCUACCGCUGCGCCCGCACUCGAAACCACCAGGACGUAGGCAGUCCUCAGGAGCAGAAGGUGCAUUGUCAGCACCUUCGAAGAGUCUCACAAAGUACUGGGAUGAACUGUUCAUCACACGCCAAUACAUGCGCCUUCGACUUUCUCUCGACUACGCUCUGAUCACUGGUAAGCCACCAACAGAACUGGACCUAUCGAUGUUUAUCCUUCAGGACGCGGGGAUGAAGAGGCUGGCCUACGGACCGAUACAUAACUUGUCUGCGACAACUCUGUACACGCCUCGAAAGCGUCGCGCAUCUGAAAGUGUUGCUGGUCUGCCGAGGGUUAUUGAGCUGGAUGAGAAGCUAUCCGACGAUGAAGGGCAAGUGGAGCAUAUUGAGUUAUCAGAUGACAUGACCGCACUUAACACUCAAAUUGUUCAGAGGGAGGCGGUAUCUGCUCGGCCACAUUUUGACUAUGAUGCAAUAUGGGCGGCGAAUUUGUUUGAGGAGAUUACGGAUGUACUCUGGGCUUGA